Teleopsis dalmanni is the source of this 1109-nucleotide messenger RNA. RefSeq names its product estradiol 17-beta-dehydrogenase 11-like. The transcript is spliced from 6 exons. Gene Ontology annotation, molecular function: oxidoreductase activity, acting on the CH-OH group of donors, NAD or NADP as acceptor. Lineage: Eukaryota; Metazoa; Arthropoda; Insecta; Diptera; Diopsidae. Gene Ontology annotation, cellular component: lipid droplet. Bases 62 to 997 code for a protein of 311 amino acids. The record is from RefSeq and is a predicted model, not a curated record.
GCCGCAAGAAUCAAACGCUUUUAAAAAUAUAGGAAUAUCAAUCCAUAUAUAUCACAAAAAAAUGAUGAAACGAUGUUCAGAACUUUAUUUAGAUAUGUUAAUGAUUUUAGUAAUGUUAGGAACUCCAAUCGCAAUGUUUUUGAGUGUAAUGUUAAAAAUAUAUAAUAGACUUUUUGGAUCCAAAAGUGUGAAAAGCAUAGCUGGUGAAAUAGCAGUGGUUACUGGUGGUGCUCGUGGUCUUGGAAAACUUAUAUCAAUAGAAUUGGCUAAACAGGGUUGUCAUAUUGUAAUCGCUGAUAUCGACCUAAAGCAAGCAGAAGAAACAGCAAAUUAUCUUAGUGAUUCGUAUAAAGUCAAUGCAAAAGCCUAUAAGGUAGAUGUUUCAAAUUAUGAGGAAGUAGUGGAGCUCAAUAAAAAUAUUAUCCAUGAUUUAGGAAAAGCUACCAUAUUAGUAAACAAUGCUGGUAUUAUGUUGUUUACAGAUCCUUCAAAUCCUGACUGGAAAGAAGUGCAACGUAUGAUAAAUGUUAAUUUAACGGCAAACAUUUGGACUAAUCGCGUCUUUCUAGAGAAUAUGAAGGAAGUGGGUAAAGGCCAUAUUGUUGCUAUAAGCUCCGUAGCAGGUAUCACACCUUUCCCUUUUCAUCCUGAAUAUACUAGCACUAAAUAUGCAAUUCGUGGAUUAAUGCAAGUUUUGAGGAUUGAUUUAAAAAUGGAAGAAAAAUUUCGAAAUAUAAAAACUACAUCAGUUUUCCCCACAUUUUUGAAUACUAAUGCGAAUAUUUUAGAAAUGUUAAAAUCAAGCACUUUUUCUAAAAUAGCAGUAGCACACGAUGGAGAAAAAGUAGCAAAACGCAUUAUUCAAGGUAUACUGCAAAAUGAGGAAGAAAUUUCGGUCCCUGAAAUAAAAUUAGCUUUCUCAAAAUGUACAGACUUAUGGCCAGUAGAAAUCUUUGAUCGAAUUGUUAAAAGAAUACUUUUGAAAGAAGAAAAAUAAGAUAAAAAUGAAUUGAAAUAUAUCUCAAAUUUCUAUUUAAAGGUCUAGUCAACAUCAUUUCAAGAAAAAUUGGAAACUGCUGUUUUCUUUAAACAAAAAUAAAUUUUUACUA